Molecule: messenger RNA, 4013 nt
Organism: Venturia canescens
Lineage: Eukaryota; Metazoa; Arthropoda; Insecta; Hymenoptera; Ichneumonidae
Product: putative thiamine transporter SLC35F3
Exons: 11
Coding region: 741-2561 (606 amino acids)
Source: RefSeq, a predicted model, not a curated record
ACGACUACGAGGCCCAUCAGUAAUCAAUGGCCUCGCAGCUAAGGAUUUAACCCUCGAGCUCUUUUUCGUGCGUGAUUUAGACAUUUAAAAGUCGUUUUUAUUCAGUUUUAUAGCGACUCAGUAUUCUGGCUCGCUCACUUGCGUCUUCGAUUCGUUUCCUGCGGUAAAACGUCGAGUCGCUGUUUAUUUUCAACCGUCAAGUUCGAUCAUGCCGAAAAAGCCUGGAUAUAAUUUUUCGUCUUUCUUCAAUACAUCGGAAAAUCGCGAGCACACUUCGGUCGCUCUUAAACCUUCGUAAUUGUAUUGCAUCUGAUUGAAAAUAGGUUUGAUUGUGCGCUUGUGCAAUGUGGGGGCGGUUUCCGAUCAACAGGAGUUUGACUUAAUUUCAUAGAGCAGUGAAGCUCUCGUCGACAAACAAGUGAAUUUUUUUCGACUUUUGAUAUUUGACCCAGGAAAUAAGAGUGACAAUGAGAAAUCGCGGUAAAACUUUUCUGUGGAUUAACCCUAAAAGGGGCAGGGCGAGUACUAAUCAAACAUUUGGAACAAAUGCCGUUGAUCCGAGAAGUUAAAUCCCUUUCGCGCUCUUCGCUAGCUCGAAACUGCUCAAAAAACGUAAUUUGGUGCAAGAUUUUCAUCAAAUAUGUCGCCUCACCGAAUACCGACAUGAUUUAUAGUCGCGUGAGAUUUUCGUAACACGCAUUGAGGCCGACGCUACGAAGAUUUUUCGCUCAAAGCUCAAGAUGGGCAGCGGGGGUGUUGGCGAGGUUCCAACGAUCUUUCACCCUCGCCGAUCCCGUGCUCCCAGCAUUGUUUUGAGCGAGGAUCAGCCCAGUCACGGGCCGUACGCGAGUCCCGUUCAAGUCGUCCUGGAUAAUUCCGGAUGCGAGCAGCAGGGUUGCAGUGUUGCCGGGGGUUGCGGCGACUCUGCAUCAAGCUGCAGAUCGCUAGAGACGAGCGGCAGUUGCGCUGCGAGCGGGGUCGGGGGUGGGGGAAGUCGCGGCGGAAGCGGAGGGACCGGUCAAGGACAAGGCGAGCAAUCGUGUCACAUCGGUGCCCCCCCGACAACUUACCAAACUCGCAGGCACUCGAUUUCCCCGUGUUACUCAUCGUGUUGCGCAGAAUCCGCCAAAAAAAUAUACUUCGGUGUUUGCGUGACGAUAUGCGUUACCGCGAGCUGGGUCGGAGCUACUCAUUGCAUUAAAUACUUAUAUUUUCACAAACCCGACAUCAUCAAGUACUCCAGCUCGUCGUCUUCAAAUUCAUCGGUCACAGGACACUUUCAUCAACACGUAAAUCUCAUGCCGCUUCCCUACAACGCGCCAUUCUUCACGACCUGGUUUUGUACAAAUUGGGCGGUGCUGUAUUUUCCGAUAUACUUUUUGUGCCGAGUCGCCAGGACAAAAUGUACAAAUCCAAUGGAAAUAAUAGCGGAAAGCUUGCGAGGCUUUCGCGACAAGGGAUUCACGGGCGGUCGUUUUUUGACGAGGUGCAGUUUAUUCUGCGGGCUCUGGGUCGCGACGAAUUACAUGUACAUUCAUUCGUUACGAAUCCUUUUGGCGACCGACGUCAUGGCUGUAUUUGCGACUAAUGUAUCGUGCGUUUAUCUCUUGUCGUGGGUUAUACUUCACGAGCAAUUCGUCGGUGUGCGGAUCGUCGCGGUCAUCCUGUGCGAUACUGGAAUAGCGUUGUUGGCUUACAUGGACGGUAUAACCGGAAGUCCAACUCUGGGAGGAGUCGUCCUGGCUGCUGCAGCUGCUGCAGGAUCAGCCGUUUACAAGGUACUAUUCAAGAAAGUCAUUGGAGAAACAACGUUCGGUCAGGUCUCCCUCUUCUUUUCUCUCAUCGGUUUAUGCAACGCGGCUCUUUUGUGGCCGGUUUGCGUAGCCCUGUAUUUUUCUGGUGCUGAGAGUGUUCCCUGGUCGCGAUUGCCAUGGGCGGCGCUGUUAUCGGCGAGCAUCCUCCACCUGGUUGCUAACAUGUUGGGCAACUUUAGCAUCGCCCUGACCUACGACCUCUUCAUAACUCUGGGUCUCAUUACCGCAGUUCCUGUAUCCGCAGCACUGGACGUUGUUCUGUACGGCGCUCAUUUCGUCGGCAUGAAAUUAGCGGGGAUCAUACUAAUCGCGGUUGGUUUCUUUUUGGUGAUGUUUCCCGACAACUGGCCAGACUACAUAACUCGACUACUUCGAAACAUAGUCGUCAUGAGUCACAGUACAAGUACGACAAGUUCGCAGCAACAAGGGGUCGUCAGGGGUGGUGUGAUUAGGAGCCGCAGGCAUUCGGUCCAGCAACGACAAUUUCGACGGAACUACGGGGUCUCGUCGUCUCACGGUGAUGGGCAAACCCUCCUUCCAAUAACAUCCGCAAACAACCAGACCAACUCGCUCCAUCGACUUAACGCCAACAACCCCUCAUCUCCCGAACCCUCGCAUCGUCCUCCUACCUCAACCUCAACCACCACCAAUAACAACCACCAUCGUACCAACGUCUCCUCGCAAGCUCAACAAGAUGGAGUAGAAGACACAGACACGGUCUGCCAGGCGGGACAUCGCGCGACGUGAUUGACUAUCGAACGGGGUACAUAAAAUCGCACCUGCGAUCGCCUUCCGGAAGAGUUCGGUGACUAACUCGGUUAUUCGUUGGAUUCAAACUUUCGUGCAUUCGAUUAUCCACAUUGUCGAUGAUACGAAUACAGUAAACGCGUAAUUUACCGAGAUAAAUCGUAAAUCGAUGUUAUUAAGUGUUCACCAACGAAGAGUAUAACGAAUGUUUUACAAUUUUUCAAAUAUAUAUACAAUUAUAUAUGACCGCGUCAGCUCAUCAGUCUUCUAGGAAGAUUCGUACGUUAGUAAAAUGAACAACAGGGUUUCCCCGCCGCGUUCGCGGCCACUAGGUAUAGCGGACCACGAUGUGUAAACAAAGCAAAGAAAACCAGAGAAACAACAAAACUCAAAACUUGUUGAAAUCGUGUUUUUUUCCUUGAAUUACAAGCGUCUUUCAAAAUGGUGGGAGAAAUGUGAAAAAUAAGAAAUCAAGGAAUGAUUGGAUAUCGUAAAAUCGUGUAAUUUAAUGAAUUACUGAACUCUGGAUAAACAUUUUUAUCAAAUAUUACGCAAUAUUACGAUAACAAUUGUAAUUAGUGAAUUCAGUGGAAAUAUCCCGUAGGAAAUGUCGAAAUAUCGUUGAGUAAAUCGUACAAACGUAUGCGUUGACUGUACGAUUUAUAAACCCCUGGCAAUAACGUCGUCGACUAAUUAAUCAAAUUUUAGAAUCUUCACGAUUCCAUUGUAAUACGAAGAUAUUUAGGAAAAUAACCAGUGAGAGCCGGUGCUCUGAAUCGUCGUCGGUCAUUCGAAUCCCCACAGUUUCACUCACCUUAUUCGUACCUUGAGCAUGCUACAUUUUUCUCAAUUCACCCUCUUCCGGUUAUUCCAGCAUGAUUCGAUAUCUUUCACCUUUUCAAAACACUCAUAAUUUUUAACCCUUUCAACAGUAAUACAUAGAAACGAUUCGAACGAAAGUUAUCGUAGCGAUUCUUGCAUAUUGUUAUCAACAUAUUACGACCGAGACUGGAUCACGGCCGCGUUUUAAUACUGUACUUCUAUCGUAUUCGUAAAACCUAACCUCAAAAUAUUCUGCAUAUUAUGUAAUCUGUUAUUUCUUCGAACUAUACACAAAUAAUCGUUGAACACUACGUGGAUGUUUGAACUUGGAGAUGUUUAUCAUAAUGUACUACACACACGGACUGACUUUGUGACAUAUUACUGUCAAUUAUUACCGCGACGAGGUUUAAAAAAACGGUAGAAAGAAUCGAGUUGGAACUGAAGAAAAAAUACGUGUUUGAGGGACGGGAACCACGAAGCGCAUUUAUCUUAGGAAGUUUGAAUUGUUCGUAAUUCGAUAAAAUUAUAUGUAUAUGUAUUAUUAAUAACGCAAAUGUGAUGUGUUGAUAGUAAAGAUAAUAUUUAUUAUGAAGAUGAAGCGACGGAAUAAUAAAAAACAAAACAAACGGC